Messenger RNA from Heterostelium album PN500, 624 nucleotides. RefSeq lists its product as uncharacterized. The record is from RefSeq and is a predicted model, not a curated record. NCBI's taxonomy places the organism in Eukaryota, Evosea, Eumycetozoa, Acytosteliales, Acytosteliaceae. The transcript has 4 exons. The coding region runs from base 1 to 624 and encodes 207 amino acids.
AUGGUAUUUGGAGUAACAGAUUCUUUGGCGUAUGCUUUUAGAAGCUAUGUACUUAUGUUCAUUUUAGCGUCAAUCGGUGUAUUCACUGUCUAUAAUAUGCGUGUUAAUGUUCAAGAUAAAAUUACAAGUGCUCCUUUAUUAGAUAGUUUUAUUUUUGGAUAUACACCGGAAGAAGCAAUGAAGGUGCUAAACAAGAUGAGCUCUUAUGAGCUGAGUAUAUACCAAUCAUUUUAUACCAAUGGUUACGAUAUUGUACUGCCAUUCGUUAUUACAGGUGUACAACUAGGACUAAUGGCAUUUACCUAUCCUAUUAUGGGUUUGAAAGUAUUUAAACUCGUAAUGUUCCUACCACUUAUCUAUUUAGUUUGUGAUCUAUCAGAGAAUUAUAUUCACUAUGUAGUUUUAACAUUAAUGCCAAUGAGACAUAAACUACAAAGUCAUAUGAAUGAUUUAUUGUUCAUCAGUGGAUGGGCUGACCUCUUUAAAUAUAUAUUUUUCUUUUCCGGUAUAUUCUUUAUUCUAAUUGGUAUUGUCAGUAAAUUCAUUGGUUAUAUCGUUGGACUAUUCGGUGGAUCAUCUAAUAAAUCUAAAAAACCGACAAACAACAAAUUGAAAUCUACAUAA